ACGUUUGCCGGAGAAGGUCAGCUUUAGUGCAUAGGGGUACAACCGCUAAAAUAUUAACAGGAAGGAAAUAGUAUUUUUUUAACAGGCCUUUUAUAUUUCCUGUAAUGUUUUAUAGGUACGAGUAUAUAUAGAUCCACUUAAAGGUUGAGCGAGAUAUUACCACUGCCAUGGGACAUUUUGACACUCAUAUGAAUUUAUUAUAGCAUUCAGAAGGCAUCAUUGGAGUGGCAAUGUUCUGCAGGUGAUGAUGAGCAACAACAACAACAACAAAACAAACAAAAAAAAAAUAAUAAUAAUAAAGAAAAAAAAUACAUAUCAAACCCACAAAUUCACUCACACAAACUCAAACAAACAUUUUCUCUUACACAGAAAACAAAAUAAUGAGUACAAUAUCUCUUUUUAUUUCUCUUUAUUCGCAGAGUUUGUAAGUGGACUGGUUCUAGUCGACCUCUCCGGCCAAGUGGUAACUGGAGGACGAGUAGGACCUAUGUCUGAGGGCGACCUCCUCACACUCACCUGCAAAGCCCUUCAUGGCUCAUCCAAAGUGGAGAGUCUCCAGUGGAUCUUGGGUGGAGUGGAGGUGGACUCGACCUGGAGGCGUGUGGGCGAGGGCAUCUCGACGAACGUGCUAGACUUGGGCGGGCUGGACCAGAGGCACCACAACGCCCGCCUCACCUGUCGCCUCACCACCAGCGACCCCGCCCACGCGCAUGUCCUCGCCAACAUCACCGACGUCUCCACAAUCAUCACCAUGUUCCAUGUUCCCGAGGCGACGAUCCUUGUGGACGGAGGCCGGGAAGACGAAGGAAGUCACGAAGUCACGGAGGGAGAUGGGGUCACCUUCAAGUGCGUUGUCUCAGCCGACCCUCCCGCUUACAAUAUCACUUGGCUCCAUAAUGGCCGCGUUGUCACCGCUGGGGGCCGACGGUGGCAGCCUGACAACAGCACCCUGUCCGUCACCCCCGUCACCAAGGAGGACGCCGGCCUGUACACCUGCCUGGCGUCCAACUCGGAAGGCGACGGCCACUCCAACGCCGUGCUACUGCGAGUGGCCCACAGACCGCAGUGCUCGGAGCGGACGGAGCGCCACCUGGUCGUCGCUACCAACACCUCAGUGACCCUGAGCUGCCAGAUGGAGUCCUUGCCCGAGAAUGUGAGCUUCACCUGGACCAUGGCGCCGUCACUCCUCGACCCCGCCCACGAGAAGGAUAUGGUGGGCGUGCGGGGCGGUAUCAUCACCGGGGACGCCCCUCCACCGCACCAUCCCGGGCUCAUUGACCUCACCCCUGGCCACCCCCCACCCUCCGACCCCGCCCGCCCUUGGCUGACGCCCCCCUCACCGCGCCCUUGGGAUCCCGAGGGCCGCGGGGCGUGGGAGGCCUCUGCGGAGGACCUGGUGGGCGACGGGAACGUCCUCCUCAGGCAUCGGACGGACCCUACGAGUCCUACCCGAUCCACCGUCACCUUCAAGCCCUCAGCGCCCGUGCAAGUCUUCUGCUACGCGCGCAACCGCGUUGGCCGAACGCGCGUUCCGUGCAGUUACACACUCACCCUCGUCGAUCCUCCACAACCGCUGAAGAAGUGUAACGUGACGUUGGCAGCACAAACGCGCCUUGAGGUGAGAUGUGAAGAUGACAUGAAGGCUCCUGAGGGAAAUAAACAACGCCAGGACACUCCCCAGGUUCAUCAUUCCCCGGGAAUAAGUUUUGUCAGGUCAUCUGAGGUCAGAACGAGCGCUAACCUUGAGGUGUGGUCGAGUGGGACCCUGGUGGCUAAUGUGAGCGAGGACCGGCCUGUCUUCGUGGUGGAAGGCCUUCCUCCUGCGUCGUCCCUCAAGCUGGCCAUGUACGCCGUCACGCCCCACGCCCGAUCCAAGCCCCUGUUCCUGCACGCCCGCACUCUUCCGCGGCCGACGGUCAGGCCUGUUGAAAUCUCCACCAAAGAGAUGGAUGACGACGACGACUUCCUGGCGGAGGAGGAAGGCUUCUGGAUAGGCGUGGGCGGGACGGUGGGCGGCCUCGCGGGCGGGCUGGGGGUGCUUCUGAUUCUAGGGACGCUGAUUGUGGUGGCGCUUCAGUCCCGUCUGCGGAGGAGGGGGGCGCAGGGGGGCGAGGACCCCUUACCCCAGCACCCUUUAGACGCCCAUUCGGUGGCCUCCAGCGCACACCUCGAGUCGCACACGCCCAUGGAUACUCGUCCGUCAGUCCCCGAUACCUUUAAGACUACUCUUCCCCCCCUCCCCUUAUCAGUGUACUGCGUGGGGAGCAGCGGGGAGGCCGGGGAGACGCCGUGGCUGGAAACGUCUAUCACUCCCCUUGUUGCGCCGAACACCCUUCUCACCCCGCCGACUCCUCAGGCGCCAUCGGUGAUAGCAGAGGAUGUGGGUCCAAGUGAGGUCAACUAAAGGGAAGGUCAAAUGACAGAGGUUGGAAAAGGAAGAAAGAAGAAAAGAUAAAGAGAGAGAGAGAGAGAGAGAGAGAGAGA
Penaeus chinensis is the source of this 2484-nucleotide messenger RNA. RefSeq lists its product as uncharacterized. The record is from RefSeq and is a predicted model, not a curated record. NCBI's taxonomy places the organism in Eukaryota, Metazoa, Arthropoda, Malacostraca, Decapoda, Penaeidae. The transcript is spliced from 10 exons. Bases 245 to 2404 code for a protein of 719 amino acids.